UGGUGCCACCGCCACGUAAUUUUAUUUUUACAUUCUUUCUGUCUUAUUAAGUUUGGAAGAAGUAAAGCAAAGGAUUCAGCACAUGUAAGCUAUAAAUGCGUUGCAAAGUUGAGUUGUGUUUUAUAAUUUUUAUUGUAUUUUGAUACGGUAGUUCGGGAAAUUUGCCAUGGAGUCAGAGGCAUUCGGUAGCAGUUGCCGGUAUCACUACGAAGGCGCUGACUACAUUGGAAAAGGCACGUACGGAAUAGUCUACAAAGCAGUGGUUACAGAUGCGGGAGAUUUCACUGGAGAUACGAUCGUGGCCGUAAAGGUGGUCCAUUUGUACCGAAGAACAGAUUCAGCAGGUCAGUCGGUUUUUUCCGACUGGAUCAAGCGGCGUGGGAGAUUAAAUACCCUUCUUACCUUGCGACACGCAAACCUUGUGUCAUACCAUAAAGUAACUUUUUUCAACGCACCAGGAGGAGAUUAUGUCGAGCUACUGAUGGAUUACUACCAAGAUGGUGACCUGGCGUCAUCCAUAAAAAAACUAAAGGAGAACGAGCAAGUCCUGGAAUACAGACUGGCUCUGCGCUAUAUGACAGAAAUCGCUAGUGGACUCGACUAUCUGCACCACAAUAAUAUUAUCCACAGUGAUUUAAAGCCAGAGAAUGUUCUUAUCAAGAAAGCGGAGCAUGGCCGCGGCCCGCAGCAUAUUGCGAAUCGGCGAUCUGGAUGACCUAGUGGAAAUGCAGCGUAGUGUCACAUGUUCGGUAGACGUAACGCAUCUGCGAGGCACCACACAAUACAUGUCACCGGAAAUGGUCAAGAAAUUUGCGGGUGUGUCGAAUGAAAUCCCGGGAAGGAAAACGGAUAUUUGGAGUCUCGGUUGCAUUAUGCUCGAGCUAGCCAACUGUGCAAUGAAAUUACAGGACCUAUGGAUCCAAAAGAAUGGGAAAGUAGUCGAACCUGGAAAUAUGUUAAAUACGCGUUUCUUUACAAUGGUCAUUGAUGGAGGUGUGCCAUUUAUAGACAGUUCUUUGUCCGUUGAUUUGGCAUCUUGUAUUCAGGACUGCCUACGUCCGAAAAGUGAGAAGAGGAUAUCCGCCAAUGAACUAGUCUCCUACCUAUCUGCAACAAGGUUCCAUGGUGGAGUGAGACGACUGGAACAGGCGCUCAAUGUGGACACUCUUUCCGCAAAGCAUGUAGCUUUCUUUCAUUUUACCGCCGAUCCUGAUCGGUCGUGGCAUGUACGUUGCAACGUACCACUCGUGCACAGAGACUUGGUAUCGAUGCAGUGCUAUAAUGUAUGGACCAGCACUUUGAGUAAAACUUUGCUGCCUAGCCAUAUCCAUGGGAACUUCCUGUAUCCCUAUGUUGCCAUAGGUAAACAAGGAGUUAUCUGCCAAACUACCGAUUCUCACCUGGAAGGUGGCAGCGUUAAUACAUUUGUGUGGAAUACCGCAAAACAGACCUCACGGACUCUUUAUAUCUCGGAUUCUUCUAGUUUGUUCUACCAUCCGAUAACAGUGGAGAAUAUGCUUUAUUUCUGGGACCAACGAGCAGUAGACAUGGAUUUCAAAAGAGUCAACAUCUUGAACGGGAGAGUCGAGUCCAUAGCUGGACCAGAAGAUAAGCGACAGAUGGAUAGCAUAGUGUGUGGAGCACUGCUGGAUCAUAGAAUAAUCUAUAUAGCAGCAUCAGUAGCGUGGCCAACAAGGGAUUCAACACAAUUCCAUUGUUAUGAUACGUCAACGGGGGAGUGGAAAUGUUUGUAUGGGCUUCCUAACGAUCGAAUUGGGUGUGAAUUGAUAGCACUCCAAGGCAAAAUCUACAUGUUGGGUGGGGUUGCUGCCGGUACCCGCCAAAGAAUCUUAAAAACGUGCUAUAGAGUAUAGACUUGACAUGGAUACUCGUCGCUGGAAAAAAAUAGGUCCUCUACUGCAAGCGCGAUGCUUUCACUGUGCGUUCGCAAUGGAUGGCCAUAUAUACGUUUUUGGCGGUCGCGGCUGGGGAGGUACAGUGGUUAAAACAAUGGAAAGAUACGAUAUUGACAGUGAUCGAUGGUCGGAAGUGGACCUUCGAGUAGCAGAUUCUGAUCUCUGGCCGUUCCCGAUAUUUUCCGGCGCUUCUAGAUUUUCGCCAAAAUAUUUUCGCACAAGAAGCGCAAUACUGUAAACUGUUUCAAAGUAAUUUGAUCUAUUGUAGCAACUGCUCUGUGAGUUGAUUACAGUUAGCAAAGUACGUAUUUCCGAGGCAGGACACUAUUGUACGUAUGUUAGUUAAUGCAUAUUCUCAUCAUUCUGGCACAGAGAUUACAUAGUACAUGUGAUACUCGUAUAUGUAUAUGCUAAUGAGUGUGGAACAGUGUGACACUGUCACUGCAA
Molecule: messenger RNA, 2363 nt
Organism: Paramacrobiotus metropolitanus
Lineage: Eukaryota; Metazoa; Tardigrada; Eutardigrada; Parachela; Macrobiotidae
Exons: 3
Coding region: 648-1874 (408 amino acids)
Biological process (GO): protein phosphorylation
Molecular function (GO): protein binding; ATP binding; protein kinase activity
Source: RefSeq, a predicted model, not a curated record